AUGAAUCUGAAGGGGACUAAGUUUGUAAGGUUUGAUGAUUGGCGUUCAGAGAGAUCUACAAGUUCUGAGAGGGAAUUUUCGACUGAUGAUGGACGAAAUCGAAGAAGACCUAGGCCAUCUUUGAAUGCAGUAUUAAGUAGCAUUCGUAGAGGAUUUGAUAGGGGUUCAGAUAGGUUUAAAACCUUGAGAAAACCUUUAAGUCCCAGUAAGCAGCAAGCAAAGGAGCCAGGCCCUAGGAAGAACAUUCUCGACCCUCAGGGAUCAUUUCUUCAGACAUGGAAUAAGAUAUUUGUGAUAUCUUGUGUCAUAGCUGUGUCAUUGGAUCCAUUGUUUCUUUAUACAUCAGUGGUCGAUGGGAAGAAUAAAUGCCUUGGUUUGGACAAAGAGCUGCAGAUUGUUGCUUGUGUUCUUCGUUCAUUCACCGAUGUUUUUCAUAUACUUCAUAUAAUCUUUCAGUUUCGAACUGGAUUUAUUGCACCAUCUUCUAGGGUAUUCGGAAGGGGUGAGCUAAAUGAUGACCCUGUGGCCAUUGCAAAAAGAUACUUGUCUUCAUACUUUAUCAUAGAUGUUCUAGCUAUUCUUCCUCUACCACAGGUUGUAGUUUUUUUGAUAGUCCCUAUAAUAGAACGUCCAGUUCCAAUGACUGCAAAGAACUUAUUGACAAUUGUGAUUGUAUGCCAAUAUGUGCCAAGACUUAUACGAAUCUAUCCGCUAUACAAAGAAGUUACAAAAACUUCCGGUUUCCUGACUGAGACAGCAUGGGCUGCAGCUGCAUUCAAUCUUUUGCUCUACAUGUUAGCCAGCCAUGUAGUUGGAGCAAUAUGGUACUUGUUCUCUGUAGAACGAGAGUAUAGGUGCUGGCAUGAUCAUUGCGGAAAUGAUGUAAAUUGUAAGAACUACCUGUACUGUGGGGGUUCUGACAAGGUAGCUAACAUGACAAUUGUUGACAUGUUAAAAGAUUCUUGCCCUUUUACCAACCCUGAUGACAUUAAAAAUUCAUCUGUGUUCAACUUUGGAAUAUUUGCUGAAGCUCUGGAGUCUGGUGUGAUGGAGACAACAGAUUUUCCAAUGAAAUUUUUAUACUGUUUCUGGUGGGGUCUGCGUAGCCUUAGUUCUCUUGGUCAAAACCUCAAAACAAGCACUUAUGUUUGGGAGAUACUCUUUGCGGUCUUCAUUUCUAUCUUCGGACUGGUCCUAUUUGCAUUGCUCAUCGGCAAUAUGCAGAAAUUUCUGCAGUCAACUACUGUGAGAGUUGAAGAAAUGAGAGUGAAAAGGCGAGAUGCAGAACAGUGGAUGUCGCACCGAAUGCUUCCUGAGAAAUUGAGGGAAAGGAUCAGACGCUAUGAUCAGUAUAAAUGGCAAGAAACAAGAGGUGUUGAGGAAGAUGAACUAGUUCGUAACCUUCCUAAAGACCUGAGGAAGGACAUAAAACGCCAUCUUUGCUUGGCUCUUGUUAAGAGAGUGCCGAUGUUUGAGAAAAUGGAUGACCGACUGAUGGAUGCCCUGUGUGACCAUCUCAAGCCAGUCCUUUUCACAGACGACAGCUUCAUUAUCCGAGAGGGUGACCCAGUUGAUGAGAUGCUUUUUGUUAUGCGUGGAAACAUAGCAACUAUGACUACUAAUGGUGGAAGGACUGGCUUCUUUAACUGUGCUAAUCUUAAGGCUGGUGACUUUUGUGGAGAAGAACUUCUUACAUGGGCAUUGGAUCCAAAGUCCACUACCAAUCUCCCAAUCUCAACUAGAACAGUGGAAGCUAUAACUGAGGUUGAAGCAUUUGCUCUGAGGGCAGAUGAUUUGAAGUUUGUCGCCUCCCAGUUUCGGCGCCUGCACAGUAGGCAGGUCCAACAUGCUUUCAGGUUCUACUCCAUGCAGUGGAGGACAUGGGCAUCCUGUUUCAUACAAGCAGCUUGGCGCCGACACUGCAAGAGAAAGCUUGAGAAGUCAUUACAUGAAGCAGAAGAGAAACUGCAUGAUGCUUUUGCAAGUGAUGCUGGAAACACACCAAGCCUUGUUGCCACCGUAUAUGCAUCAAGGUUUGCAGCCAAUGCACUACGUGCCUUGCGACAGAAGGGUGUGCGUGACUCUAGACCUUUACCGGCAUUGCUUCCACUGCUACCUCAGAAGCCCGCAGAGCCUGAUUUUACUGAAGAACAGGAGUGACUUCAUCCUUAUGGAGUGUGAACACCAUCUCAAGUUUGUAUCUAGAUGCAAGGUCCUCUCUUGGAUUUUUGCUGUGUAUAAUAUCCUAGUACUCUGUGAAUAUGUGAUUAAUUGAGGAUUCUUCGUAUAUAACUCACUAUUUUUUUGUUCUGAAAGUGUAUACAAGCUUGACAUCAUAGUAUGAGAAGAAAAAAAAGCCAUAAAAAUCCUGAUGCUCAACAUUUUUUUUUUAGCUAAUCACAUAUACAUCCUUCAGAAGGAUUUGAAACACAAAAACAGACUUUCUCCAAGGUUUAUGCACCUUUUGUAUUUGAAAAAGAGGUACAGAAAACCAAGUUUGAUGUCAAUACAGAUAG
Messenger RNA from Fragaria vesca subsp. vesca, 2516 nucleotides. Its product is annotated as cyclic nucleotide-gated ion channel 1-like. Gene Ontology annotation, cellular component: membrane. Gene Ontology annotation, molecular function: monoatomic ion channel activity. The record is from RefSeq and is a predicted model, not a curated record. Bases 1 to 2160 code for a protein of 719 amino acids. Lineage: Eukaryota; Viridiplantae; Streptophyta; Magnoliopsida; Rosales; Rosaceae. Gene Ontology annotation, biological process: monoatomic ion transport; transmembrane transport. The transcript has 8 exons.